AUGGCAGAGAAGGGGGCCGAAGUGGACCAGGAGGAUGUAUUUCUGGCAUUUGCCCGGGGUCCCUCUCCUCCCAGGGGCCCGCUGCGUAGGGCUUUGGACAAGGCCUUCUUUGUCUUCCUGGCCCUUAUCCUGACACUACUGAUGCUGGAAGCUGUUUAUAAGCUGCUGUGGCUGCUGCCAUGGGCAAGGCUUGGGAACUGGCUUCUGAGAACACCUCAGAAAGAGGAGGAGCUGGAAUUGUGACAACCUUUCCUAUAAACAUCCUCUUUCCCUGCCAAGGAGCGCUCCUAGAGGAAGAGGCGACAAGACCCGAGGUAUUUUACUAGCCUCAUUUGGUCUCACAGCGGUAAUUUACACAGAUUCUCCUCAAAGCUUCCGCCCCCAAACGCCAGACCUCAGCCCCUGGAGCUUCUAGACAAAGCACGGCCUUCUGGUCAUCGCCUGCUCCUCGUCCA
Molecule: messenger RNA, 455 nt
Organism: Manis pentadactyla (Chinese pangolin)
Lineage: Eukaryota; Metazoa; Chordata; Mammalia; Pholidota; Manidae
Gene: SMIM40
Product: small integral membrane protein 40
Exons: 2
Coding region: 1-243 (80 amino acids)
Source: RefSeq, a predicted model, not a curated record